GGAGCGGAGUGCGCCUGCGCGGAGCCGGCAGUCCCGCUGGGCCGCAGCCGCGGGGUGGCGGGCGGUUGCCUUGGGGACCGCGGGCCCCUCCCUCCUCGGUCCCCGCCCCACGCCGUUCGCCACCGCGACGCGGCGGACGACCCCGGCCCUCCCCUCCCCUCCCGCCGCCCGGCCGGCGCUGCAGCCGUGACCCGCGAGAGGCGGCGCCGCUCCCAAGAUGUCGCAGACGGCCAUGUCCGAGACCUACGAUUUCUUGUUUAAGUUCCUGGUUAUUGGAAAUGCAGGAACUGGCAAGUCGUGCCUGCUUCAUCAGUUUAUUGAAAAAAAAUUCAAAGACGACUCCAAUCAUACCAUAGGGGUGGAAUUUGGUUCGAAGAUAAUAAAUGUCGGUGGUAAAUACGUGAAGUUGCAGAUAUGGGAUACAGCCGGCCAAGAGCGAUUCAGGUCCGUGACCAGAAGCUACUACCGCGGCGCCGCCGGGGCCCUGCUCGUCUAUGACAUCACCAGCCGAGAAACCUACAAUGCGCUUACUAAUUGGUUAACAGAUGCCAGAAUGCUCGCCAGCCAGAACAUCGUCAUCAUCCUCUGCGGGAACAAGAAGGACCUGGACGCGGACCGGGAAGUGACCUUCUUAGAAGCCUCCAGAUUCGCUCAAGAAAAUGAGCUGAUGUUUUUGGAAACGAGUGCGCUGACGGGGGAGAACGUGGAAGAGGCCUUUGUUCAGUGCGCGAGGAAAAUACUUAACAAAAUCGAAUCAGGUGUUCGAACAGUGAUAUUUGGAAACAAUUGUUGGAGCUUGAAGAAGUGUGUGUUUUUUUUACCACCAUCCUUUUCUACUUUAUGCAGAAGUAGAUCUUUGUGCGGAAAAGAGAGAAAUGAUUGGGUGUUACCUUAGCCUGUAAAGUACACAGCAAACCACGUGGUAAAUCGAAUUCAAUGGACAGUGCCAUUGAUGUGUACAUGUAUGUAACUGUCCUGUUCCAUGGCUUCCCUUCCCCUGGGGUGAACCCUGGCUCUAUACUGUAUAUACCCGAGCCCCCGUGUCCCUGCAGCAUGGUAUCUCAUGUAUGAUAUAAUAGAAUGUUACACUAAAUGCGGUCCAAUAUUUUAUUUUUUGUAAUCAUAUGACCUAAAGCCUGCUGGUGUGAGGUGCUUGGCCAUCACGCUGGCUGUGUCCCGUGGUGGGUGAUGUUCACGACCUGCUCGACAGAGCCGGUGAGUUCCAUUUGCCGCGGUCCACGGGGCGUCACGUGGCCUCGCUGGGAGCGCUGCUCAGUGGUUACUCACGCACCGAAUAAAGUCCAAGUGGAGUUUUCCUACGAACCCGACUGUCCCGCACUCUGAUUUGAAAGCAUCUCAUCCGGACCCAGAAGGGAGGCCGAGUCCCUGCUGUUCUGGGCACUGUGGCCCCACCCCGGACCCGGCCCUUCACCAGACACGUCUGCUCAGCGGAGGGUGAUGGACGGCUGCCCCUGGGCCCCGGGCCCCGGUCCUCCUGCCGGACACCACCCUUGGCUGCUGUGCUUCGCCGGGACUCGGAUUCGGCGCUCGGGCCUCACUGCCGCUCUCCAAGCCCGUUCCUGUCCCGGUUCCGUGUCAGGAAACCACUCCAUCGAGUUGAUAUUAAAGGGUUACCACUGAGAAACUC
Eptesicus fuscus (big brown bat) is the source of this 1648-nucleotide messenger RNA. RefSeq names its product RAB4A, member RAS oncogene family (gene RAB4A). Lineage: Eukaryota; Metazoa; Chordata; Mammalia; Chiroptera; Vespertilionidae. Gene Ontology annotation, molecular function: GTPase activity; GTP binding. The transcript is spliced from 7 exons. The record is from RefSeq and is a predicted model, not a curated record. Gene Ontology annotation, cellular component: postsynaptic recycling endosome. Gene Ontology annotation, biological process: Rab protein signal transduction; regulation of endocytosis. Bases 218 to 895 code for a protein of 225 amino acids.